This is a messenger RNA of Seminavis robusta, 3159 nucleotides long. NCBI's taxonomy places the organism in Eukaryota, Bacillariophyta, Bacillariophyceae, Naviculales, Naviculaceae. The record is from the annotation of a GenBank genome assembly.
AUGGCAGAACUGAUGCUUCGUACUCCGCACUCGAAAGAGUCCUUGUCGGACAACGGAGGUCCUCCCCGAAGCGGCGAUUGGAUGCAAGAUGAGUCUCUUCCAGAUAACUCCAUGAAUAAUAACUCCAUGCACUUGAGAACCACGCAGGCAUUUGGACGUCGAAAGCGAAAGAACCGAGCCCGGCGCCAACGGAAUUUUCUACUGGCAGUGGGUGCCACCCUGAUUGGAUUGGUCUUGUUGGUGGUACACGUCGAAGUAUCCCUCUUGAAUGCCGCCGCCAAAGUCUCGGGCGAAAAAAUCGAUCCUGCACGACGACGUGCUCACGAAUUGGUGCAGCAGCAACCGUCAAACGACAAUAAUAACGAUGCGCCGCAAGUUGUUGGCAAAAAGGACGGCAAUGUACGAAAAUUACUCAAGGCAGAAUUGGAAAAGGCUGCCCAGAAAACUGGAAAAGAUGUCGAAAAAAUGAGUGUGGAAGAAGCAUUGGCCAUGCUAGGAGACAACAGCAAAACAGACAACAGCAAAAAGGACCCGCAAAAGACCAAGACAGAACUACCCAAAAUGCAAAAGACUGAACAACCCCAACAAAAGCAAAAGACAGAACAACCCCAACAAAAGAAAACACCCGAGCCAAAAAAGGCGGAACCAAAGAAGGAACAGGAGAUACAGGAGGAAGCACAAGAAGAAGACAACACGGACGAUUAUUCCAAAGCUCUCAAGGAUGCCGCGGAAAAAGCUGGAAAACAAAAACCGGACGACACGGACGACUACCAGAUACGACUCUCCACGAAUAAGAAACUCACAAGCGUCAAUCCCGAAGUGGCCAAGGCAGUGGCCGUCGUAGUGGGAAAGGCCGCCAAACAACCGGAACCAAGAACGGCAAACUUUUGCGCCAACAAACCAAAGGUCGAGGACAAUACUCCUGUUGCACCGGCUGUUAUUAUCAUGGGGAUGGAAGACACAUCCACCGAUUUGCUCUGGCACGUGCUGGAACGCAUUGCUCCACGUGAUUCUAUUCUCACGGAUCCUCAAAAUCGACAACCCAAUCACAUUCCCAAAUUGGAAUUUCUCAAUCACAUGGAUCCUGCCAAGGAAGAAAGAUUCUGGAAGGGACUCAAGGAAGAAAAUCACGGACAUUGGGUACAGGCUAGUCUCUGUAGUCAACAGAUUCCCGAGAAUAGAGAUGAAGGAAAGGCGUCCAAUUUGUUGGGAUUCCCCUGGUUGACACUCAUUACCAAAGACUCCAUGGGUGCUGCUGCCGAAACCAAGAUCAAGGAUUCUCUCGAUUUGCUCGAUACAUGGCCCAAACACAGCAUCAAGGUUAUCCGGUACCGGCGCAAUUUGCUCGAUAUGAUGAUGCGCAUGGAGCAAUAUUUGCAUGCCGAGAAGGAGCAGAAUGGAAGUGAGAAGUCGAGAGCACCCAUGGGGGGAGUGACGCUGGAUGCCGAAACAUUGAAGCAAAAAAUGGGGCUAUGGGCGCUAAAGGAAGAAAAUCUUGACAAGUUGCUGGAGCAAGAGCAGAUCCCUCACAUUGUUGUGCACCAUGAAGUCAUCUUUCCCUUUAAUGAGUGGAGCGAUUUGCUGGAUGUGAUUAACAACGUGGAAUCAUAUCAAGUGCCACUCAAUAUGGCUGUUGACUACACCGAUGUCCCACCGGAUGAAAAACCGGAAUUUACAUCGAACAUGGAACAGGAGUGGAAACACAUUUUGAAAUUCCUGCAACCCAAUGCAAAAUCACCCAUUUCCCUCUAUGACAUCUUUCAUGCUGCUGAAUCAUUUACUCGCAAAGAUCAGGUCUUUUGGACGCAGCAAAAUUCGCUCACAAAUUAUGACACUGUGCAACAGGUAUUGAAAGGAUCACGUUUCGAGUUGUUGGUUCGCGGCCAGAACUAUGAGCACAACUAUUAUGGAUCUGGCCACAAACCCCUUGCCAUGGAGCCACCACCACAGGAAGAAGAUGAUCCCAAUGACAGUCCAGAAGUUGCCAAGGCAGUGGCAGGAGCAUUGGGAAAAAUCUUCAAACAAGACUCACCCAAAACGGCAAACUUCUGUUCGCCCAAUAAACCAAAAGUCGACAAUGAGCUUCCGGUUGCACCUGCUGUCAUUGUCAUGGGGAUGGAGGACACAUCGACUGAUUUGCUGUGGCACGUAUUGGAACGCAUUGCUCCUCCAAAUUCUAUUGCCGUUGAUCCAGAAAAUCGGCAGCCCGAUCACAUUCCCAAGUACCAAUUCCUCAAUCACAUGGAUCCUGCCAAGGAGGAGGAGUUCUGGGAUCAUUUGAAGAGAAACAACCACGGUCAUUGGGUGCAGUCCAGUCUCUGCAGUCAACAGCUCCCUGAGAAUAGAGAUGAAGGAAAGGCUUCCAAUUUGCUGGGAUUCCCAUGGCUCACAAUUGUCACCAAGGAAACUGGAAAGACCACUGAAUCCAAGAUCAAGGAUUCUCUUGAUGUGCUCGACACCUGGCCACAACACAGCAUCAGGGUCAUCCGUUACCGGCGCAAUUAUCUUGACAUGGUGAUCCGUAUGGAACAAUAUUUGAAGUCAGUAUUGGAAGGGAAGGAAGAAGACAAGGCUGGAGGACCCAUGGCGAGGGUUACCUUGGACAAGGACAAAUUGUUGCAUCAACUGCAAAAAUGGAAGGAAAGAGAAGACGCCAUUGACAAAAUGCUGGUGGACGAGAAGAUCCCUCACAUUCUUGUGCACCAUGCAACCAUCUUUCCUUUUACUGAGUGGAACGAUUUGGAGAAUGUCGCCAAGGCAGUGGAAUCCUAUCAAGUGCCUCUCAAUAUUGCCAUUGAUUAUGCCAACGUUCCGGCUGACGAACAACCACCAGAGCCAACAUCCGCAAUGGAAAAGGAAUGGAAUCGAAUCUUGAAUUUCAUACAACCCAAUGCCAGAGUACCUGUUUCCCUGUACGAUAUCUUUCAUGCUGCAGAUUCAUUCCUCCGCAAAGAUCAAGUCUUUUGGUCCCAACAGAACCAGAUCAUAAACUAUGACCAGGUGGAGCACACAUUGGGAGGAACAGAGUUUCAAAUGCUGCUGCGCAAGAAGGUUUACAAACCCGACUAUUAUGGAUGCUGCAACGACGAUAAGGACGCUGGCAAGAAACUGUUCAAGGGCUGGAAAAAGGCAAGUGCCAUUGCCGCCAAGCAACAGUAA